AUGUCUACGACAAAUACUAUGUUAAAUAUUGUUGAGAAAGACGUUGAUAAAGCUAUUGAAUCAGUUCAAGAGUAUUAUAAUAAUAUUGAAAAUAAUAUUGAUAAUGUUAUUGAACAAAUUCAAACUAUGAUAUCAAAUUCAACAGAUGAACAAAUAAUAAAAGGAAAUAUUCAUGAUACAAUAAAACCAUUUGCUAAACAAUAUAGUGAUAAACAUAAAGAUUUACAUGGUUCAAUAUCAAAAAUAGGUAAAACAAUUGAUAAAUGUUUUCAAUCAGAUUUUGGUAAUGUACCUAUAUUUGAAUUAUUUGAUAAACCCGAAAAAUUAAAAUUAAUUUAUAUGAUUAUAUGUGAAGAUUUAUAUCGACAAGGACGUAUGUCAAUAGCACAACAAUUAAUUGAAGAAACAAAUUUAAAAGAUAAUGAUUUGUUUAAUGUUGAAAAAAAUUUUUUAGAAGAAAUAAAUAUGAUUUUAGAAAAUUUACGUGAAAAAAAUCUUUUACCAGCACUUGAUUGGUGUCAAAGAAAACAAAAUGAAUUAAAUCAAACGGGUAGUUUAUUAGAAUUUCAUUUACAUAAAAUGCGUUUUAUACAAUUAUUACAAAUGGGAAAUUUUGAUGAAGCAAAAAAUUAUAUGUCAAAUUUAAGACAAUAUUCUAUUUUAAAUGGUCGAUGUGAACAAGCCGUUAAUGAAUUAAUGGGUGCAUUAAUAUUUGCUCAAAGAGAUUUAACUAAAUCACCAUAUAAAUAUUUACUUGAACCACAUCUAUGGUUGCAAUUAUCAGAAUUAUUUAUGCAACAAGCAUUUCAACAAGUUGGACUUUCACAAGAUAGUCCACUUUAUGUUGUUAUGAAAAUUGGUUUUCAAGCAUUACCAGCUUUAAUGAGCAUUGUAAAUGCCAUGCAAAAUACUCAAGUAUGUCAUAUAUUAUCAAAAGAUGAAUUACCAAUUGAGAUUGAUGUUGGUCAAGAACAUCGAUAUCAUAGUGUAUUUGCUUGUCCAAUUCUUCGACAACAAACAACGGAUCAAAAUCCACCAAUGAAACUUGUUUGUGGUCAUGUUAUAUCUAAAGAUGCAUUGAAUAAAUUAUCCAUACAAAAUAAACUUAAAUGUCCAUAUUGUCCAUUAGAACAAAACGGUGACGGGCAAAAUUCCACAAAUCAUUCGGCACUCACGUCAGAAUCUAAAACAUCGCCGGUGAUUGGAAUUGGCCUUGAUUCUUGUGUUAUUCCAUUACGUCAUGGAGAACUUUUUCUGGUACAAUCAACAGACUUUUUUUAUCCACUUGUUGAUGAUCCAUAUGUGAUGGGAAAAAUUGCAUGUGCAAAUGUAUUAAGUGAUAUUUAUGCAAUGGGUGUUACUGAAAUAGAUAAUAUGUUAAUGUUAUUAAGUACAAGUAAUAAAAUGACUGAAAAAGAACGUGAUACAAUUAUGCCAUUAAUUCUUGAAGGAUUUAAAGAUUGUGCUCAAGAAGCCGGUACAACCGUCCAAGGUGGUCAAACUGUUGUUAAUCCAUGGUUGAUUGUUGGUGGUGUGGCUACUUCUGUAUGUAUACAACGUGAAAUAAUCAUUCCAGAGAAUGCAGUUGUUGGUGAUGUAUUAAUAUUAACAAAGCCAUUAGGAACACAAGUUGCUGUUAAUGCUCAUCAAUGGAUUGAAAAUCCAGAUCGUUGGAAUCGUAUUAAAUCUGUAGUUACUGAAGAUGAUGUUCGUAAAGCAUAUCAACAUGCUAUGAAUUCAAUGGCUCGAUUAAAUAAGACUGGUGGAAUACUUAUGCAUAAAUAUAAUGCUCAUGCAUGUACAGAUGUAACUGGAUUUGGUCUAAUAGGUCAUGCGCAAAAUUUAGCUAAAUAUCAAAAAAAUGAAGUUUCAUUUGUUAUACAUAAUUUACCAAUUAUAGCUAAAAUGGCAACAAUAAAUAAAACUUGUAAUAAUUCAUUUGGUUUAUUACAAGGUAAAAGUGCUGAAACAUCAGGUGGUUUACUUAUCGUUUUACCACAUGAACAAGCAGCUGCUUAUUGUAAAGAUAUUCAAGAACAAGAAGGUUAUCAAGCAUGGAUUAUUGGUGUAGUUGAAAAAGGUGAUCGAACAGCAAAAAUUAUUGAUAAACCAAGAAUAAUUGAAGUACCAGAACAAGAUACCGAAGGCGAAUUAUAG
Molecule: messenger RNA, 2157 nt
Organism: Rotaria sordida
Lineage: Eukaryota; Metazoa; Rotifera; Eurotatoria; Philodinida; Philodinidae
Source: the annotation of a GenBank genome assembly